Messenger RNA from Symbiodinium sp. CCMP2456, 708 nucleotides. NCBI's taxonomy places the organism in Eukaryota, Dinophyceae, Suessiales, Symbiodiniaceae. The record is from the annotation of a GenBank genome assembly.
CCAUGUUGGCUUAAGAUCUCGAUUGUACUCGGUGUGACCAAGCCCCUCACAGACAGAAGCACUUGCAUCAUGGCCUUCUGCACUGCCUGCUGCACUGCCCCGGACAAGUCUGAGCUUGACUUGGGCUCGAAGCCGCUGGUGGAUGCCAAGGGAGUGCUGGACAAAUCGCCCGACCAAGUUGUGGUGGAGUCCGGCAUCUUUGAAGCAAAGCUUCGCUACGAGGGUCGUUCGCACGGUUUGGUGGUCGACACGGCCAACGACGAGCAGGCCAUCAUCAAGGAUGUUACGGGAGCUGGCCUCGUUUGGAACCGCAAUGCCCCAGAGCACCAGCAGAUCAAGACGGCCGCCAUGAUCUUGAAGGUGAACGGAGAGGCUGUGACAGGUGAGAAUGUGCACAGGAAGCUUGCUGAUGCCGGGCCGGAAGCAACGCUGACCCUGCAGAAGGCCGCGGAGAGGAACUUGGUUCUCCACAAGCCUGGGCAGCUGGGAAUCACCGUGAAGUUUGCGAAGUCUUCCUACGGAAUCUGGAUCGCGACUUUGGCUCCAGGUUUGGUACAGGAUUGGAACGAGAAGAAUCCGGACCAGACGGUGUCUGUCAAUGACCGUAUCGUCUCUGUCAACGGAGUGACCGGCCAAUCCCAAGACCUCGUGGCAAAGAUGCGAGAGGUGUCGGAUGCCAUUGUUCUGGUUGUGCAGCACUACGAGUGA